AUGGCUCCUCCGACAUUCGCUGGCAUGUCGGGCAAGCCCUUGUCGCUGACGGUUUCGACCAUCGCGACCAUGGGUUUCCUACUCUUCGGUUAUGACCAGGGCGUCAUGUCCGGUAUCAUUAGUGACCCUGCCUUCAACGGCGUUUUCACCGCAACCAAGGACGACAGUGUUAUGCAAGCCCUGGUCACCGCCGUCUACGAACUGGGUUGUUUGGCCGGUGCCAUCUGGGCCCUGAUCUUCGGUGAUAAGAUGGGACGUCGAUGGAUGAUUUUCUCCGGCGCCAUCGUUAUGAUCAUUGGUGUGAUUAUCCAGGUUACCUCGUUUGUUGGCCACAUUCCUCUCCUACAAUUCUUCAUCGGUCGUGUCAUCACUGGAAUCGGCAACGGCAUGAAUACGUCGACGAUUCCCACCUAUCAGGCUGAGUGCUCCAAGACGACCAACCGGGGUCUGUUGAUCUGUAUUGAGGGUGGUGUCAUUGCCAUUGGUACUAUGAUCGCCUAUUGGAUUGACUUUGGCGCUCACUAUGGACCAUCGGACCUGGUGUGGCGCUUCCCUAUUGCCUUCCAGAUCUUCUUUGGUAUUAUUAUCAUUGUUGGCAUGUGGUAUCUCCCUGAUUCUCCUCGGUAUUUGAUCUCUUGUGGUCGUGUUGAGGAGGGUGAGAAGGUGCUGGCUGCCCUUGGUGGUCGCGAGAUCCAUGACCACGAGACCCAGCUUCAGAAGCAGCUGGUUUUGGAAUCCCUUGAAGCAUCUGGCGCUGGCGAAGAGACCAAGUUCUCGGAUCUGAUUACGGGUGGCCGUUCCCAACACUUCCGUCGCAUGCUCAUCGGUUCUUCCUCCCAAAUUUUCCAGCAACUCAGUGGCUGCAAUGCAGUGAUCUACUACCUGCCCGUUCUCCUGGAGAACUCGCUUGGUGAAGACCAUGACUUUGCCCUGCUCAUUGGUGGUGUCAACAUGAUUGUGUACGCCAUCUUCGCCACGUUCUCCUGGUUCUUCAUUGAGAAGAUUGGCCGUCGCAACCUCUUCCUCUACGGUUCCUGGAUUUAG
Messenger RNA from Aspergillus chevalieri, 1044 nucleotides. RefSeq lists its product as uncharacterized. Gene Ontology annotation, biological process: transmembrane transport; carbohydrate transport. Bases 1 to 1044 code for a protein of 347 amino acids. The transcript has 3 exons. Gene Ontology annotation, molecular function: carbohydrate:proton symporter activity. Gene Ontology annotation, cellular component: membrane. Lineage: Eukaryota; Fungi; Ascomycota; Eurotiomycetes; Eurotiales; Aspergillaceae. The record is from RefSeq and is a predicted model, not a curated record.